Messenger RNA from Rubroshorea leprosula, 1703 nucleotides. The record is from the annotation of a GenBank genome assembly. NCBI's taxonomy places the organism in Eukaryota, Viridiplantae, Streptophyta, Magnoliopsida, Malvales, Dipterocarpaceae.
CUCUGUUUCAAGUAGGGGUUCAAGUUGAAACUGUUCUCACUUGCUAGGGAAAGGAAUGAAGGGAAAAAGGCAUUUCCCUCUUCUAGCUUUUGUGGUUUUCACGGUUAUUUUCUUCCUCACAUUCUCUAUGCAAGUAAUCGAUGCGCGAAAGCAUCACCAUCAUCGGAAGAAGGGGAAGUCUCAUAAGCAUCAAAAGAGCAAUGGCGCAGCCAAUUCUCCAGCCCCUGGACCAGCUCCUCUUCCCAGCUAUGGUUUUCAUCCAAAUAGUUCAGGAAUUUUCAAUGUUUUGUCAUUUGGAGCAAAGGGAGAUGGAGGUGCAGAUGAUUCCAAGGCAUUUCUAGCAGCAUGGAAAGCAGCCUGUAAUGUGCCUGGUGCAACAGUGGAAAUCCCAGCAGAAUUAAAGUUCCUGGUGAAGCCCAUAACUUUUCAAGGUCCAUGCAUGCCUAACCUUUCAUUUCAGAUUGAUGGAACUCUUUUGGCCCCCCCAAAAAUAAGCUCAUGGACGAAGUACAGUUUGUUUCAAUGGAUUAAUUUCAAGUGGGUGCAUAAUUUCACCAUUCAAGGCAAUGGAGCUGUUGAUGGUCAAGGCUCUUCAUGGUGGAAAGCCAAUUCUAAGAAAUUCAAACACAUUUCCAAUAUGAAACCAACUGCCAUAAGAUUCUAUGCAAGCUACAACGUCACAGUUCGGGACAUCGAAAUCACAAACAGUCCUCAAUGCCAUCUGAAAUUUGACAGUUCCAGCGGGAUCAAAGUGGACAACGUUACAAUCUCAUCUCCUGAGAGCAGCCCAAAUACUGACGGAAUUCACCUGCAAAACACGCAGGAUGUUGAAAUUAAGUACUCCAAUAUUGGGUGCGGACUCCGUGACCUGUGGGGCUGGGAUGACUGUGUGUCCAUCCAAACUGGUUGCUCCAAUAUUCAUAUCCAUCAUAUUGAUUGUGGUCCUGGUCAUGGUAUAAGUAUAGGAGGACUUGGCAAAGAUAAGAGCAUUGGAUGUGUGUCUGAUAUCAUUGUGGAGGAAAUCUCCCUUCAGAAUACACUUGCUGGAGUUAGAAUCAAAACAUGGCAGGGAGGUAUGGGAUCCGUCAAGAACGUGACAUUUUCGAACAUUCAAGUAGCAGAUGUUAAGGUUCCGAUGAUAAUCGACCAGUUCUACUGCGACAAGAACAUCUGCAAGAAUCAAACAGGAGCAGUGGCAAUAUCCGGAGUUAAAUAUGAUCAAAUAAUUGGGACGUACUCGGCGCAACCUGUUCAUCUAGCUUGUAGCAGUGACAUCCCAUGCACUGAUGUUGAUCUCAUUGAUAUUCAGCUGAAACCCUCCAUGCGAUACGGAGGUUUUCAACCGGCACUGUGUUGGAAUUCUUAUGGCAAGUCUCAGGCUCCUCUGCUGCCUUCGAGUAUUGAUUCUUGCCUGAGAAGGGAUCAUGGCAGUUUGGUCAAGAGAAUAGCUGGAUUCCCUGAACAUAUAUGUUAAAUAAUGUUUUUUUUUUAUUAGUGACCCGCUCAUCCCCUUUCUAACAGAUAUACUCAAAACGGAAAAUCAAAGUGGAUUUAACUCUCAAAAUCUACGGUUCCGACGACGACGAGGCAUGCUGUUUCUGCUUCCUCUUCAUAUGAUUCUCCUUCUUUUGCCCCUUAAGUCAUUAAAUAUACUGGUCUUUUUAAAGGGUAUUUGUUUUUUCGAACAAAAAUAGGUGUAAUUC